AUGAUUCAUCUUACAACUCAUAAAAACUCAGAUGAGUAUAAAAAUGGAAAACAUUUGUAUGAAAUUUAUUUAAUAGAACAAGAGUGGAGUUUGCUAAAAAAUCUUAUACAAGUUCUUGAACCAUUUGGAGAAGCCAUUCAAUAUUUGGAUGACUCAUACUAUUCAAUACAUAGCCUUAUAUAUCGUGUUAUUAAAAAAUUAAAAGAAAUGUUUGAACCAAUAAUUAUUAAUAUGGAUGACUCAAGUAUUGAAGAUGAAAAAGAUGCAUUUGAUGAUGAUGAAGAACCAACUAAUGAAGAACAAAUUAUGUUAAAUAAUUUUGUUAAUACUACAGACUUGCUAAAUGAA
Messenger RNA from Cetraspora pellucida, 348 nucleotides. NCBI's taxonomy places the organism in Eukaryota, Fungi, Glomeromycota, Glomeromycetes, Diversisporales, Gigasporaceae. The record is from the annotation of a GenBank genome assembly.